ACAUAGUGAGAGUAUUUUACAGAGUUUUAGUGCUGUUCCUGUGGGACUGGGGGUCUUUUGGGGUCAGUGAGGGAACAGUCAGAGAAUAGUGAGGGAACAGUCAGGCGCAGACUGUACAGAGAAAGCGCCCCCUCACACCCGAACGGCAUGCUGGGUCAGAGCCGUGGCCCCAAACAGUAACACGGGAUACGGGGAGGUUUUAGACUCGUCCAGCCGCUCUGAGGCUCUUUAUCCUCGGGGGAUUUUACUGUACAGCCCCGCUGAGGGACCGAGGCGGUGAGCGGGGAUCCGGAAUGUGACGGCGUGUCUGUGAGAGGGGGAAACUCCAGCGCGUGCUAUGCUAGCGCGGCUAAAGCUAGCUAGCUCCUCGCUAACUCGGACAGCUGGCUAGCUGCGGGCCCGCGGCGCUUUCCCGUAAACCGGAGGAUUUUACCCGCUUCUGAAUAAACCCGGAAAUCCAUCCUCAAUCAGCAGCGAGGAUGGGUGUAAAGACCUUCACCCACAACUCCCCAAGUCAUAGCCAGGAGCUGCUGGAUAAGCUCAAUGCGCUGCGUGGCGAAGGCCACUUCUGUGACGUCACCAUCCGCGUCCAGGGCCAGCUCUUCUCCGCCCACAAGGUGGUGCUGGCCUGCUGCAGCGACUUCCUGAAGGCCAAGCUUUCGGGAAAGCUCAGCGAGGACGAGGCAGAGGAUGACAAGCCUGUGCUGGACCUUCAUCAUGUGACUGUGGCGGGCUUUGCUCCACUGCUGGAAUAUGCCUACACCUCCACGCUUUCCAUCAGCACCGAGAACAUCAUCGACGUGUUAGCAGCUGCCAGCUACAUGCAGAUGUUUGCAGUGGCCAACACCUGCUCGGAGUUCAUGAAGUCUAGCAUCUUGUGGAACUCUGCUGCGGCUGCCGGGGCCACCGGGAGUUCAGCGCCUGCCGGUCUUCAUCGGUCACAGGAGGCUCCAGAAGGUGCCACUGGCUGUGCACUGGCUGCCCUGGACGCCCUUUCUCCCUCCCCAGUGUCCUCUGAGAGCAGCCUGGUUGAGCGUUCCAUCCCUGUGUGCCGUGAGUCGCGCCGCAAGCGCAAAGGCUUUGCGAGCCCACAGCCUGCUUCUUCUUCCUCUCCGCAAGUUCCCAACCCCUCACCUUCCUCAUCGUCAUUCCCGGAGAGUUCUGCACAGGCUCUGGAGCCUUCUCUGGCUUUCUCCUGGACCUACCCAUUUGGAGUGGAGCGCCGCUUCGCUCCUGAGAAAGCCAAGCUCCCUGAGGGGCUCCUGGAGACUGGUGGUGCCUCCGGGCAGGACCCUGGCGGUCGGGCGCUGGUUGAGUAUCUCUCCUGUGAGGGCGCUCGGGGGAUGGGUGUGGGUGGAGUAGCUGUCGUGGAGGAGGAAGAGGAGGAUGUGCAGGUGAAGGUGGAAAGGCUGAGUGAUGAGGAGGUGCAUGAAGAGGCCUCACAGCCGGUCAGCGCCUCCCACAGCUCCUUGAGUGACCAGCAGACUGUUCCAGGCAGCGAGCACGCUCAGGAGGAUCUGCUCAUCAGCCCUCAGUCUUCAUCUAUAGGCUCCAUGGAUGAAGGAGUGACUGAGGGUCUCCAGUCCAUCCAGGGCACUCCAAACACCACCGGCCACAUGGAGGAGGACGAAAGGCUAGAAAACGUCCAGUACCCGUACCACCUCUAUAUCAGCCCCUCCGCACGGCCCGGUCUCAACGGACCCGAGCGCCCCUUCCAGUGCCCCACAUGUGGAGUCCGCUUCACCCGAAUACAGAACCUCAAGCAGCACAUGCUCAUCCACUCCGGCAUUAAGCCAUUCCAGUGCGACCGCUGUGGGAAAAAGUUCACGCGGGCCUACUCCCUAAAGAUGCACCGGCUGAAGCAUGAAGGUAAACGCUGUUUCCGGUGCCAGAUCUGUAGCGCCACAUUCACUUCCUUCGGUGAAUAUAAGCACCAUAUGAGGGUGUCCCGCCACAUCAUCCGCAAGCCUCGGAUUUACGAGUGCAAAACAUGCGGCGCCAUGUUUACCAACUCCGGCAAUUUAAUCGUACACCUGAGGAGUCUGAACCAUGAGGCGUCAGAGCUAGCAAACUACUUCCAGACCAGUGAGUUCCUCCUCCCAGACUACCUGAGCCACAUGCAGGAGGAGGAGGAGAGCCUGGCCCACUUUGAAAUGACCGAGCAGGCCUUUGAAACCGCAGCCAGUGCCAACGCCUCUUCCUCCUCCUCCUCUUCCUCAGUCCAAACGCCCGUCAUCUCCCAGGUCUCCUCCACCAUGAACUACGACCCCCUGCCCCCGGUGCCCCCACCCCACAACCCGGGCUCCAGAGCGGCUCACGGGGGAGAGGCGGAGGGCGAGGGGACACCGGCGGAGCCGCCGAAGACCACCGCCGCUCUCACCUCUCUGCCCGAGCCCGAAGAAGGCGAGAGAGAGAAAGAAGUGGAGGGGCGAAAGCAGAAGAAAGCGCUUGUGUCCAUUACAAUCGAGUGAAGGAGGUGAAGAAGGGGUAUUCUUCAGUUUUUGUUUUUUUUUUCUUUUCUUUUGCAUUUUUUUGGGUCAUUCGUGUUACAGUCAAGCAAGCAAAUGCAACAAGAAAAGUGAACACUGGUCCCUACGUGUGGAAUGCUAUUCGGAAUACUGCUUCGAACAUCUUGUCGCUGACUUUUUAGACGCUUCAAAGUUCAGUCGUGAAUCAUUCUUCAGAGAAAUGUGAAUGUUCUUCCCUUCAUUUCACCUGGAAUAUGAACAUGAGAAGUUUUAUGUUUGAAGAUUUGUUCUGAAGUUCAGUUUAAACUUGAAACGUUCGAGGAUGGACGUUGAUUUUAAGGACGUUGUGUCUGUUUUGUUUUAUUUUACCCCAUAUCUGUUGUAUUAUCAGAUUAUCUAUAUAUAUAUAAAAUAUGCUAUGAUCCUCAUUCGAGGCUAUCUAACAAAGGAAUCAAAGUGUGUGCAAAAGCUGUGAGAUGAUGAACCACGCCUACUGAGGUGACGCCUUAGCCUUACGCAGUCGAACUGGGUCGUACUGGAUAACGAGUGAAUGAGCAGGUUGAUCUGUCUUGGGUCUGUUUUAUGGCUUAUUGUGUCUUGCCUCCUCUCCCCUGCUCCUCAAUCCAAGGUUUGUUUAGUCUCGCACAGCAGAGCCAGCAGAGCGCCUCAACCGUAGCAAGCCUCUAUCCUUGGCCUACAGAUGGAAGUUCUUACAAAUGUGAAGCGACUGUGUUACUACUUCAUCUGCAUUCUUUUGCAGCAACAGAAAUGCAUGUGGGAGUCCAAUAAUGACGUGCUGUGCGGCCACCGCUAAACCAGAUUUAGUAAAGCAACCUCAGACUCCUUUUAAGGAAUCCUGUGCCAGCUGUUCAGUGAGCGAGUGAGCUUUGGAGAGUUGCAUUCAGGGAGUGGAGUAUAAAGUUAACCCCUUAAACUGAGUUAUUUUUAUUAUUAUAAGGUAUGGAUGUACUGAUUUCUUGAAAACUAUUUGAGACAGUAUUAUUUCCCUUUAUGUAUGUCUCGCUCACAUUUUGCAGGCAAAAACAAACAUGUAAAACACAGUAGCACAUUUAAAGUAGUUCCUGUCAGCCAAAAUAAUAUGCAAUAUAAAUAAUAUUUGCUCCAUAAUGGGUCCAAAAUACUAAAACAUUUACAGUCACAUUAUAUACAGCUUUUAAAAAAAUUAAAAGAGCACUUUAGUUUCUAAUUCAGUUCCUCUGAUUUUGCUAUUUAUAUUAGUAAAAUUAAAAUAGUUGUUUUAUUCUAUAAACUACCGACAUAAUUUCAUAAGUUCAGAACUCAAUAUUUGAUGUAAUAACUCUUCUACCCCAGUCUUACACACUGCUUUUGGAUAUCUUCAUUUCACUCCUGGUGCAAAAAUUUAAGCAGUUCAGCUUGGUCUGAUAGCUUGGGAUCAUCUUCCUCUUGAUUAUAUUCCAGAGGUUUUUAAUUUGGUAAAAUCAUAGAAGCUCAUCAUUUUUAAGUGGUCUCUUAUUUUUUUCCAGAGCUGUAUUUGAAGUGACUGUGUUUUGCUCAAGUAGAAUUGGUGAAGUGUGCUUUGUUUGCGCAUGGAUCAUCUAAAAAUAAUAAUAAAAAUAUUAUUCGUAGUUAUUAGUAAUUAUUGCUAGUUUGGACCAUAAAUUGGCUUUGGUUAGGGUUUAAAAGUAGCUUAUCAUGCACAAACUAAUCAAACCCUUUCUACAAACUACAUUCUACAUUCUCACACAGUUUUAAUUCCCUCGUGCAUAUAGUCAUGGACUAGACGCUUAACUAUGGUUGUCAUAGUUACUCACAAAAUCAAACUAUUAAUUGAUUUAGAUUUGCAAUCUAGAUUAAACAGAUAAUAUAUUAUAUUUAAAUAAAAAUAUAAAUAAAAGCUAUUAUCAGCAUUCACAAUAAAUAUCAGUGAUUGAGUUUAUGUCCAUAUGUUCACAAAAAAAGAGAAACAGCCUCCACCAUGUUUGACAGAUGAUGUGUUUUACUAUUAUUAUAACCUAUCCUACCCACCAAAAGCCCAGGAAAGCUAAAAUCCAAAAAAUAUGUCUAUUCUAGUAGUCCUGUCAUGAUAACUUUUUUGUGUGUUUUUGGAUGAUAUAAUUUAUUAAAAAUAUUUCUGUUAGAAUAUAUUUUUGUCACUCUAAGACCAUUUUAUGACCCUUUUUUUUUAUUAAUCAGCAGAAAUAAUUGUGAUUAUGUCCAUAUAUUGUUAAUAUGAGAGAUUAAUAAUGUAAUUAUUGUAACAGGUCUAACCUCUUGAAACUAUUAUAAGCAUGGGAAAGUGUGGCCUCUCCCACAAGCAUUUGUAGAGUAUAAGGGGUUAAUUCUCCACUCCCUUGUUCAUUUUCUGCUGUAUAUAUAUAUAUAUAUAUAUAUAUAUAUAUAUAUAUAUAUAUAUAUAUAUAUAUAUAUCAUGCUGCUAAAGUUUGUCAGCUGUGCCUCGUGUCCGUGUUU
This is a messenger RNA of Astyanax mexicanus (Mexican tetra), 4919 nucleotides long. RefSeq names its product zinc finger and BTB domain containing 44 (gene zbtb44). The transcript has 6 exons. The coding region runs from base 480 to 2471 and encodes 663 amino acids. The record is from RefSeq and is a predicted model, not a curated record. Gene Ontology annotation, molecular function: protein binding; DNA-binding transcription factor activity, RNA polymerase II-specific; RNA polymerase II cis-regulatory region sequence-specific DNA binding. NCBI's taxonomy places the organism in Eukaryota, Metazoa, Chordata, Actinopteri, Characiformes, Acestrorhamphidae. Gene Ontology annotation, biological process: regulation of transcription by RNA polymerase II; positive regulation of gene expression.